Messenger RNA from Suncus etruscus (white-toothed pygmy shrew), 3761 nucleotides. RefSeq names its product CREB3 regulatory factor (gene CREBRF). Gene Ontology annotation, molecular function: RNA polymerase II transcription regulatory region sequence-specific DNA binding; DNA-binding transcription factor activity, RNA polymerase II-specific. Gene Ontology annotation, cellular component: nucleus. Gene Ontology annotation, biological process: regulation of transcription by RNA polymerase II; response to unfolded protein. The record is from RefSeq and is a predicted model, not a curated record. Lineage: Eukaryota; Metazoa; Chordata; Mammalia; Eulipotyphla; Soricidae. The transcript is spliced from 8 exons. Bases 149 to 2056 code for a protein of 635 amino acids.
AAAACUGAAUUGAAAUCUUUCUGGGAAAACCUGCUAUUUAUUGUGAAAAUCAUCUUUGAUCUUGAAAUUAAAAGUAAAGCUGGAAAGGACUUUACAAACAAGAAAAAAAAGAAGUUUGGAAUUGGACUCACAGAAUUUGGGCUUGGAAAUGCCUCAGCCUAGUGUAAGUGGAAUGGACCCUCCUUUUGGGGAUGCCUUUCGAAGCCACAGCUUUUCGGAACAGACUCUUAUGAGCACAGACCUCUUAGCAAACAGUUCCGAUCCAGAUUUCAUGUAUGAACUGGACAGAGAGAUGAACUAUCAACAAAAUCCUAGAGACAACUUCCUUUCUUUGGAGGACUGCAAAGACAUCGAAAAUCUGGAGUCGUUCACAGAUGUCCUGGAUAAUGAGGGUGCUUUAACCUCAAACUGGGAACAGUGGGAUACAUACUGUGAAGACUUAACAAAGUACACCAAACUAACCAGCUGUGACAUCUGGGGAACAAAAGAAGUGGAUUACUUGGGUCUUGAUGAUUUUUCAAGCCCGUACCAAGAUGAAGAGGUCAUAAGCAAAACCCCAACUUUGGCUCAGCUGAACAGUGAAGACUCUCAGUCUGUUUCUGAUUCCCUUUAUUACCCUGAUUCACUUUUCAGUGUCAAACCAAACCCCUUGCCCUCUUCAUUCCCUGGUAAAAAACUCACAAGCAGAGCGGCUGCCCCUGUGUGUUCUUCUAAGACACUUCAGGCUGAGGUCGCUUUGUCAGACUGUGUCCAGAAAGCCUGUAAGCCCACUUCAAGCACACAAAUCAUGGUAAAGACCAACAUGUUUCUCAAUGAAAAGGUGAACUUCCAUGUUGAGUGUAAAGACUAUGUCAAAAAAGCCAAGGUAAAGGUUACUCCAGUGCAGCAAAGCCGGCCCUUGCUGAACUGGGUUUACCCAGAAACCUGCCACUGUGGUGCCCCAAUGAAGCGGCCUGAAAAGAAAGGGGUGGAGCCUCUUCAGGGCCACACCACCCCAGCAUUGCCUUUCAAAGAGACCCAGGAACUGUUACUCAGCCCCUUACCCCGGGAAGGACCGGUGGCUGUUGCUGCUGCUGCUGGAGAAAGUAGUUGUCUUUCUGCCAGCACAUCCCUCUCAGAUUCAUCCCAGAAAAAAGAAGAGCACAAUUAUUCCCUUUUUGUCUCUGACAACUUGGGUGAACAACCAACCAAAUGCAGUCCAGAAGAAGAUGAAGAGGAUGAGGAAGAUGUGGAUGAUGAGGACCACGACGAAGGAUUUGGCAGUGAGCAUGAACUUUCUGAAAACGAGGAAGAAGAGGAGGAGGAAGAUUAUGAAGAUGACAAGGAUGAUGAUAUCAGUGACACAUUCUCUGAACCAGGCUAUGAAAAUGAUUCUGUGGAAGACUUGAAGGAGAUGACUUCCAUAUCCUCCCGGAAGAGAGGAAAAAGAAGGUAUUUUUGGGAAUACAGUGAACAGCUCACACCCACACAGCAAGAAAGGAUGCUAAGGCCAUCUGAGUGGAGCCGAGAGACCUUGCCUAGUAACAUGUAUCAGAAAAAUGGCUUACAUCAUGGGAAAUAUGCAGUAAAGAAGUCCCGGAGAACUGACGUGGAAGACCUGACUCCAAAUCCUAAGAAACUACUCCAAAUAGGCAAUGAGCUACGUAAACUGAACAAGGUGAUUAGUGAUCUGACUCCAGUCAGUGAGCUGCCCUUAACAGCCCGGCCAAGAUCAAGGAAGGAGAAAAACAAGCUGGCGUCCAGAGCUUGUCGGUUAAAGAAAAAAGCCCAGUAUGAAGCUAAUAAAGUGAAAUUAUGGGGCCUCAACACUGAAUAUGAGAACUUAUUAUUUGUAAUUAACUCCAUCAAGCAAGAGAUAAUAAACCGAGUACAGAAUCCAAGAGAGGAAAGAGGAUCGAACAUGGGACAGAAGCUUGAAAUCCUCAUUAAAGACACUCUUGGUCUCCCAGUGGCUGGGCAAACCUCAGAAUUUGUUAACCAGGUGUUAGAGAAGACUGCAGAGGGGAACCCCACCGGAGGCCUAGUAGGACUAAGGAUACCAACUUCCAAAGUGUGAUUGGCACCACUGGACCACUGGUCAGAGAUGUCUGUGUUGGUCAUAUUAGUCAUUGUAAAUUCUCAUUCUGUUUUGCAUGUCAGUUUAGCAUUAUGUAAACAUUUACAAUUAGGUUACAUUGUUUUAAGAACUAAGUAGCAUAAGUGAAGCAUGAUCCAAAAUACUUGAUUAUUGCAUUCUCAGAGCAUAAACCUUGGUUAACAACUGCUACUGAAAUAAAAAUGGAAACUGAUGUGUUUCAGUGAAUAUUUAGGUAAAGAUCACAAAUAAUUGGUCAGAGCAAGACAUUUGAAAAAAAGAAGAUAGUCAUGAAUGCCAAAUACUGUGGCGGCAGGUUUAUGCUCUGAACCACACACAAUAAAUUGAGGAAGCAUUUUUUUAAACAGUCAGUUUAGAUUGUUUUUAGAAUUACUGCUUUUUGUUCUAAUUUUCCAAACCAUUAAUCUCACUUGUUCGUGGCACAACCCAGCACUCAUGUCCAUGUGCCAUAUUAGACGUUCAUUUUCCGAGCUCAAUAUGGUAUUUAUAAAUAUAUAUAAAUAUAUAUGUAAUGUCUGUGCAAGUAAGAAAAAAGCAUAUUCUUUGUGCCUUGUAUUUUGGGGAAACUAUAAAACUGGUAAUAUUUUGUAUGAUGAAAACCCUACUAAGGAAAAACAAGAUAUAUUGAUGGAAAAAUUAUGGGGUUUAAAUGCUUUUUGUUCCAACUCUUUUUCAAAAUUUUUGAAUGUAUAUAGGACUAUGUUGAAAUGUAGAUACAUGCCACAGAGUCUGUGUAUUGUAUAAAAAAACAAACAAAAAAAACAAACAAAAAAAAGAUGGCUCUAGAAACUCCUAAUUUCGGUAUUUAACCGGAAGAAGACAAAUACUUGCACAUUAUUGCGAUUGUUUUAUUUUUUUGUACCAAAGACAAAUGCAACUGAUAUGGCAAACUGCCAGUCUAAGUAAAGUUUUGCACAGCUUACAUGAUACUGUAUGAAUGUAUGAAAAAAAAAAAGGAGAUAAAUAUAAAAAGGUCAGGGUUAGGGAUCUUACUGAACUGUGAAUUUUAUUUCUGUUUGGGUCCAAUUAUCUACAGAAGGAGCAUCCACACAUUCAAUAUUAUUUUGCUGUUCCUCUAGUUUGCUUCCAUAGUAGAUAAGUUGGUGGUCAUUGAGGUGUCUGUAAGCCCUUUUAUUUCUGCACAUAUUGUAGGAAAUUUUAAUAUAUUUCAUUUUAUUAAGCUAUUGGUAAUAGUUUUUGACUUAAAAAAUUAAAAAGUUUAUUUAGUUUAUUAUAGUAUAUGUCCUCCAAACAACCAAAUACAGAUUAUUUUUAUUGUAUUAUGUAUAUAUGUAAAGAAAGGAAAAAAGCUAAAAAUAUCUAAUUCUUUAGUUGCCACUUUUCCAAUUGAUGUAUUAUUGUGCAUGUAAUAUUUUCAGAGAUCAACACAAGCUUAAAAAUUUAUAGAUUUUUAUAUUUUUGUACAGAUAUUUUCAAACUGGCUUCUUCAAACUUACAUGUGACUUCAAUAGUUCCUAGAACUGAAUAAUACUGACAUUUAGUUUUUAGGUGCUCUUUUUGGCUCACAUAAAACAGCUUCAUUAGUCAGUGUUUUAACUGUGUUAAAGCUUUACCUCUUGAUGAGAAAUAUUUUGUGUCAAGGCAGCAUUAUAAACCUUUUCCACAAAUUCUUCAUUCUGUCUCUCUUACUGUUUUAUUCUCAAAU